This is a messenger RNA of Suillus paluster, 753 nucleotides long. RefSeq lists its product as uncharacterized. The record is from RefSeq and is a predicted model, not a curated record. NCBI's taxonomy places the organism in Eukaryota, Fungi, Basidiomycota, Agaricomycetes, Boletales, Suillaceae. The transcript is spliced from 2 exons. Bases 1 to 753 code for a protein of 250 amino acids.
AUGUCAUCAACGAGCAGUCAAGCAAGCGUGUCUACCUCGCUCUCCCCACAACCUUCUAGCACAAACCAUUCUAACAACAACAAUGGGCCGCUGAUGGGUGGUAUUUUCACCAUGAAUGGAUCACCCACGCUUGUGGUCGCUUUUCUGGCAAUCGGGCUAUUUACGGUGACCAUGGCGGCCUUGUUCGGGUGGAAGAGGAUGCACAGGGGGAGACUCAUGGUACACCCUGUCAGGCCAGCUCCUCGCCCAGGAAAGAAACCGGUUGUGUUAGGAGAGAAACCUGCACUUUGGGAAAUGUGGACACGAAGAGAAGAGGGGGUGAUGAUCGAUACGAGAUGGGAAAAUAUCACGCCUUUUUGUGCCACGCUGUUCUGUCCAAUAGAAGAAUUGGUUUUGACAAAAAAUGUCGAGCCACGACUUCGAAAUUCUUCCCAUUCAUCUUUUACGAUGAGGUCCGCUAUCAGACAGUAUUUCCGACCCACUCCGAAUCCCACACCUCCACCUCCGCCAGAGCCUCCAGCGCAUGAACUUGAUUAUAUGUCUGAACGGCCUGGGUCAAGUGCUUUAUUGCUGACGCAGGGCUCGUCCGUUGUGAUGUCCUUCACGAUCGCUAUGCCGUCGCCUAGGAAGUGCGACACUGCUGCAAGCUCUCAAGCAUCGGAUCCAGGGUCUACGCCAGAGCUGUUCCAUGAUACGGAGUUGGGAGAGUACUGCAUAGGGUCGAUGGAGGUGUCAUGCAGUAAAGAUGGAUGA